UAUCAGCUAGCCUCCGUGGGAAUCUGUACUUAAGCUUCACUCAGACUGUGACAAGUCUGUCCUGUCCCCGACUCCAGAAGUUAUCCUCAGCGACGGUCUGCUUUGCUGUAUUCGUAAACCUACAAAGAUGUUUGGGUGGCUGUUUCACCUCGGCUUAGAUGCAUUCAUUAUCAGUGCAUUCCUCGCUGGCAUAAGACGCUCAACAGGCCUCACACCUGCACUAUCUCAAGUUCCAAACAAGGACAUUCGCCAACUGUUGCGGUCGUAUCUUGAAGUCGGUGAAUACGUAUUCGACUUUGCAGUCGUUGUAUUCGGACGCUCCAGUUCUUUCGAGAGGAGGCAUUGAGUUUCCCAAUUCCCAUUUGUGUUCCUUCUGCCAAUUCGUGACAACGGACCGCACUCACAGCUUUGUAAUAUUUUAUUCCGAUGACACAUAAUUUGCUUACAGCCUUAAG
Messenger RNA from Suillus discolor, 455 nucleotides. Its product is annotated as DUF1748-domain-containing protein. NCBI's taxonomy places the organism in Eukaryota, Fungi, Basidiomycota, Agaricomycetes, Boletales, Suillaceae. Gene Ontology annotation, cellular component: cytoplasm. The transcript has 5 exons. The record is from RefSeq and is a predicted model, not a curated record. Bases 128 to 346 code for a protein of 72 amino acids.